UCCUCCCCAGCUGAUCCAGCAGUACGAGAGUUACUUGCAAGGACUUCCCGGGGCCGGCUGAUCCCCGGUGCCUACAAGUUCGACGCGCUGAUCACCACUUUCGAGAUGAUCCUGUCGGACUGCCCUGAGCUGCGGGAGAUCGAGUGGCGCUGUGUCAUCAUCGACGAGGCCCACCGGCUCAAGAACCGCAACUGCAAGCUGCUGGACAGCCUCAAGCACAUGGACCUGGAGCACAAGGUGCUACUGACGGGCACCCCGCUGCAGAACACGGUGGAGGAGCUGUUCAGCCUGCUGCACUUCCUGGAGCCCUCGCAGUUCCCCUCCGAGGCCGAGUUCCUAAAGGACUUCGGGGACCUCAAGACGGAGGAGCAGGUGCAGAAGCUCCAGGCCAUCCUGAAACCCAUGAUGUUGCGGCGGCUGAAGGAGGAUGUAGAGAAGAACCUGGCGCCCAAGCAAGAGACCAUCAUCGAGGUGGAGCUGACCAACAUCCAGAAGAAAUACUACCGGGCCAUCCUGGAGAAGAAUUUCUCCUUCCUGUCCAAGGGAGCGGGGCACACCAAUAUGCCCAACCUGCUCAACACCAUGAUGGAGCUGCGCAAGUGCUGCAACCACCCCUAUCUCAUCAACGGCGCGGAGGAGAAGAUCCUGGCUGAGUUCCGGGACUCCUGCCCGCACUACGUGCCCCACGACCUGCACCUCCAGGCCAUGGUGCGCUCGGCUGGCAAGCUGGUGCUCAUUGACAAGUUGCUGCCCAAGCUCAAGGCAGGCGGCCACAAGGUGCUGAUCUUCUCACAGAUGGUGCGCUGCCUCGACAUCUUGGAGGACUACCUCAUCCAGAGGCGGUACCUGUACGAGCGGAUUGACGGACGGGUGCGGGGGAACCUGCGGCAGGCCGCCAUCGACCGCUUCAGCAAGCCUGACUCGGACCGCUUCGUCUUCCUGCUGUGCACCCGGGCAGGCGGCCUGGGUAUCAACCUCACCGCAGCCGACACCUGCAUCAUCUUCGACUCAGACUGGAACCCGCAGAACGACCUGCAGGCACAGGCGCGCUGCCACCGGAUCGGGCAGAGCAAGGCCGUGAAGGUCUAUCGCCUCAUCACCCGCAACUCCUACGAGCGCGAGAUGUUCGACAAGGCCAGCCUCAAGCUGGGGCUGGACAAGGCCGUGCUGCAGUCCAUGAAUGGGCGCGAGGGCAGCAUCGCCGGGAUCCAGCAGUUCUCAAAGAAGGAGAUCGAGGACCUGCUGCGCAAGGGGGCCUACGCUGCCAUCAUGGAGGAGGACGAUGAGGGCUCCAAGUUCUGCGAGGAGGAUAUUGACCAGAUCCUGCUGCGCCGUACGACCACUAUCACCAUUGAGAGUGAGGGAAAGGGCUCCACCUUCGCCAAGGCGAGCUUCGUGGCCUCGGAGAACCGCACAGAUAUCGCCCUGGAUGACCCCAACUUCUGGCAGAAAUGGGCCAAGAAAGCGGACCUGGACCUGGACCUUCUGAACAGCAAGAAUAACCUGGUGAUCGACACGCCGCGGGUGCGGAAGCAGACCCGGCACUUCAGCACCCUGAAGGACGACGACUUGGUGGAGUUCUCGGACCUGGAGAGCGAGGACGAAGAGCGGCCGCGCUCCAGACGUCAUGACCGCCACCACCCCCUGCACCACUCAUACGGGCGUACGGACUGCUUCCGCGUGGAGAAGCACCUGCUGGUCUAUGGCUGGGGCCGCUGGCGAGAGAUCCUGUCCCACGGGCGGUUCAAGCGGCGCCUGUCGGAGCGGGACGUGGAGACGAUCUGCCGUGCCAUCCUGGUCUACUGCCUGCUGCACUACCGAGGUGAUGAGAACAUCAAGGGUUUCAUCUGGGACCUGAUCAGCCCGGCUGAGAACGGCAAGGCCAAGGAGCUGCAGAACCACUCGGGCUUGUCAAUCCCCGUGCCGCGGGGGCGCAAGGGCAAGAAGGUGAAGUCCCAGAGCACUUUUGAUGUCCACAAAGCCGAGUGGAUCCGCAAGUACAACCCUGACACGCUCUUCCAGGACGAGAGCUACAAGAAGCACCUCAAGCACCAGUGCAACAAGGUGCUGCUGCGAGUGCGAAUGCUGUACUACCUGCGCCAGGAGGUGAUUGGGGACCAGGCCAGCAAGGUGCUGGCUGGUGCUGGUGCCAGCGAGAUCGACAUCUGGUUCCCGCUGGUGGAGCAGCUGGAGGUGCCAACCGGCUGGUGGGACGCUGAGGCCGACAAGUCCCUGCUUAUUGGGGUCUUCAAGCAUGGCUACGAAAAGUACAACACGAUGCGAGCUGACCCUGCUCUCUGCUUCCUGGAGAAGGCCGGGCGCCCCGAUGACAAGGCCAUCGCUGCGGAGCACCGCCUGGAUGUGGGGGAGGGGGCGGAGUUUGACAAAGACUGCGAGGACCCUGAAUACAAACCGCUGUCCGGGCCAGCCAAGGAGCAGGAUGAUGAGGCUGAUCCCCUGAUGCUGCUGGACGAGGAGAUCUCGGUGGUGGAUGGGGAUGAAGGCCAGCCGGCCCAGCCUGGGCACCUGUUCUGGCCGCCGGGCUCGGUACUCACGGCCCGCCUGCGGCGCCUCAUCACCGCCUGCCAGCGGAGCUACAAGCAGGAGCAGCUGAAGAUGGAAGCCGCAGAACGGGGGGACCGGCGGCGCCGGCGCUGCGAGGCAGCUUGCAAGCUCAAAGAGAUGGUGCGCCGCGAGAAGCAGCAGCGGUGGACGCGUCGGGAGCAAUCAGAUUUCUACCGCGUGGUGUCCAGUUUUGGGGUGGAGUACGACCCUGACACGCUGCGUUUCCACUGGGGCCGCUUCCGGGCCCUGGCACGGCUCAACCGCAAGACAGAUGAAAGCCUCACAAAGUAUUUCCAUGGGUUUGUGGCCAUGUGCCGGCAGGUGUGCCGGCUGCCCCCGGCCGCCAGCGAUGAGUCCCCAGACCCCACGCUGUUCAUCGAGCCCAUCUCGGAGGAGCGGGCCUCCAGGACGCUGUAUCGCGUGGACCUGCUGCGCCGUCUGCGGGAGCAGGUCCUGUGUCAUCCGCUGCUGCAGGAGCGCCUGGCCCUGUGCCAGCCACCAGGCCCCGAGCUGCCCACCUGGUGGGAGUAUGGGCGGCACGACGGGGAGCUCCUGCAGGGGGCAGCACGCCAUGGGCUGAGCCAGACCAACACCACCGUCAUGCAGGACCCCGACUUCUCCUUUCUGGCCGCCCGCCUCAGCUACUUGCAUGGCCAGGCUGGGAUGCCUCAACCCCCUGCAGGGGGUGCUGGAGCUGCCACAGCCUCCCCCCUGCCCCCCACGCCCGAGCUGCCGACCCCGCUGCUGCCUGUGCUUCUCCCCAAGCCUGACUCGGCUGAUGACUCGGACUCCGAGCUCGACCUGGGGAAGCUCUCGCCCUCCACGUCUGGGUCGUCGUCGUCCUGCUCAGAGGACAGCGACGACGAGAGGGGCACCAUGCCGUGCGGGGGCAAGCUGUCCGAGGAGGAGGAGUCGUCCUUGCUCUCCCUGCCCACCUCCCAGGAGGGCGACUCUCCCCAGCCCACUGCCCCGGAGCUGCUGCUGCAGGAGCGGCAGCGUGCCCACGAGUGGCCCAAGGACCGGGUGCUCAUUAACCGCAUCGACCUGGUGUGUCAGGCUGUGCUGUCGGGGAAGUGGCCCUCAAGUCAGCGCAGCCAGGAGCUCUGCGGGGUCCAAGGGGGAGACCUUGCCCCUCGGCUGCCAGGUGACUAUGCCAGUUCGCCUGCUCCCCAUGCCUGCCCCCAGGAGGAAGCGCCAGCCCUGUACACCCGUCUCCGGCACAGCCCCGAGGAUAAGGAGUUCACUGUGCAGAUCAAGGACGAGGAGGGGAUCAAGCUGACGUUCCAGAAGCAUAAGCUGAUCCCCAAUGGCACUCUACAUGAGCGGCACCCGCACCCACUGGGCCACAAGAAGAGCAGCAAAAAGCUGGUGGAGCUGGAGCUGCAGUGCUUGGAAGGGCUGCGGGGCCCCGACAUCGACCUGGAGGCACGGAUCCCAGUGGUGCACAAGGCCAAUGGGACAUUGCUAGUGGGGGAGGCAGCCCCACGCCGAGCUGAUCUGGAGGCCUGGCUACAUGCACACCCUGACUUUGCCAUUGACCCCCGCUUCCUGGCUGGCUUCAUGACUGACCCUGUGAUGAGCCGACUGUUGCCAGGGCCAUUGGAAUCCGAUGGGGGCCUGAAACAGCCACGGGGUCGCCAGGCUGGUGUGGAGCUGUCCAAGAUGGUAUCCCUGAUGGGCGGGGCCGGGCGGGGCCAGCUGGGGGUUAUGGGGCCUCUGUCUUUACAUGGCCCCUUCCAGCCUGGACCAGCCCCUGGCUCUUCCCUGCCAUACAUGCCCUUCCCUACAGCUUCCUCCUCUGGAUCCCUGCUGCACUCAGGGUUGGGCCAUGGCAGCUAUCCCCCAGGCCCGCACAUGCACCUGGGCUCCCUGGGGCACCCGCAGCCUGAAGAGGAAGAAGAGGAUGAGGAAGAGGAGAUAGACAACUUAUCUCAGGGCUAUGCCAGUUCAGAACAGGACUUCUCCCUGCUCGAUGACCCUAUGAUGCCAGCCAACUCAGACUCCAGUGAUGGUGCUAAUGACGGAGGCAACUGAGCUGAACAGACCAAAGGGGGUACUGGAACUCACUAUGUGGGGGAUGGCUGGAGAGACCCUAUCAUGGGCCCUCAGCAUCCAUCAAACAAUCCUCUUCCCUUGCUGGGGGUCAGUAUACAGAGUUGGGGGGACUCUGCCCUGACCUGGGGUGAUGGGAAUGGGCACAGAGCCUGUCCUGGGGCAGGGGAGCCUCCUUGGGCUUGAUGUAUGUGGGCUUGGCCAGUAAAACUGCAUCCCAGCAUGAGGCAUCAGCUGGGGUCACCUCCCAACCUGUGGCAUUAUCGGCCAGCGUCUAUCCCUGCUCCUUACUUGGCCUUCAGGGGGUGGCAGCCCCUAUUCUUAGCCCCAGCUGUGCAGGGCCCAAUGCUGUAUUGUAGGGGGGAGGGGGGCUAUAUUUAUAUAAAUAUGUAAUAUGUCUUGUGUAAUAGGGCAAGGGUGGGGAGGAGAUGCUGCA
This is a messenger RNA of Chelonoidis abingdonii (Abingdon island giant tortoise), 5053 nucleotides long. NCBI's taxonomy places the organism in Eukaryota, Metazoa, Chordata, Testudines, Testudinidae. The record is from RefSeq and is a predicted model, not a curated record.